Molecule: messenger RNA, 1533 nt
Organism: Cryptomeria japonica (Japanese cedar)
Lineage: Eukaryota; Viridiplantae; Streptophyta; Pinopsida; Cupressales; Cupressaceae
Exons: 8
Coding region: 420-1073 (217 amino acids)
Molecular function (GO): oxidoreductase activity
Source: RefSeq, a predicted model, not a curated record
UUCAGCAUGCGAAAUCGUUUUCACACGGAAGAAUUUACUAGCUGAAUCGGCAUUUCAGUUCAGAUGACUUGACUUCUUCCGUAAAUCUUAUCUUUAGUAUUAAAUAAAGUAUUUGUAUUAACUAGAUUUAGUCCACGGUAUUCCCGUGGGGUGCAAUUGAGUAUAUAAUAUAUAAAGAAAAUCGGAUCAAGUGGCUUAAUUUUCUUGACUGUGCACAUUCAUUCAAAAUUCUCUGGAAUGCUUUCCAAGAUCUGUGGAAUGAAUAUGCACAAUGCAUAUUACACAUUUAGAAUUUGAGCUCCUUUAAUGAAACCUCAGAUAAUUGAAUAACUUGUUCUAAGUCUGCGUUCUCACAUUUCAACUGAUUUUGUUGUAGUUUAGUCAAUCUUCAGUUGGGCUCUUCAGAUUACAGGAGGAAAAUGAGUUCUUCAUCUGGGCUGAAAAAGUUGAUAAGAGUUGAUGUGGUGUCUGAUACCAUCUGUCCAUGGUGCUUUGUUGGGAAGAAAAGAUUGGAGAAAGCCAUGGACGAGACUAAAGAACUUUAUACGUUCGAGGUGCAGUGGCAUCCUUUCAUGUUGGAUCCCACCCUUCCCAAGGAAGGAAUCGACAAGAAUGAAUAUCACAGAAAUAAAUUUGGACUGCGGACUCAAGGUUUGGUUGAUAACAUAAACAAGGCUUUCGAAAGUGUUGGUUUCCACUUUGGUAGUGGUGGUAAAAUAGGAAAUACACUGGACAGUCAUAGAUUGAUUGAGCUAGCUGGUCGUCAAGGCCUUGAUAAGCAGAAUGCAGUUGUGGAAAGCCUUAUGAUUAAUUGCUUGACACAAGAAAAGUGUGUUAGUGACAGAGAGGUGCUCUUGAAUACUGCAGAGAGUGCAGGCAUCGAGGGUGCCACAGAAUGGAUUGAUAACCCAAAUGCUGGUUUGAAAGAGAUACAGAGUAAGAUGGAAAAAUAUGGCCACAGUAUAUCUGGUGUACCUCAUUUUAAGAUAAAUGACAAGUAUGAACUCUCGGGUGCCCAAGCUCCAUAUUCGUUCAUCCAAAUUUUUCAGAAAGCAUCUCAAGAUUUGGACUAAGUUAUUGAGUUGAACUUUAAAGAAAUCAACUUAGACAUAAAUAAACUUUGAUGGGUUUGAAGCGUCCAUUGUUUGAAUAAAAUCCUGCCAUCGGAGUGAUUAGUAGGUAACUGUGAAAACACAAGCACUUUUAGGUUGGGGUCUUAUGGAGGGGGCUUUCUAAAAAUUAGAGCUGGAGCUGCUGAGAUUUUUAAAAAAUAUUUUAAAGUUAGUGGUCCCAUGAAUUUUAUACUGCAGUUCAGCUUCUAAAUUUAAGGAUGCUGGUUCCAUGAACUUUGUAGUGCAAUCAGCUUAAAUUUAAACUCGUGGUCCCAUGAAUUUUAUACUGCAGUUCAGCUUCUAAAUUUAAGGAUGCUGGUUCCAUGAACUUUGUAGUGCAAUCAGCUUAAGUUUAAACUCUUAAAUUUGAGCAAGCUGGCGGUGAAUAAAUUUAAUAAAUUUUUUAGUUUUCUCUCUAAAA